Trachemys scripta elegans is the source of this 3883-nucleotide messenger RNA. It is a transcript of the gene FLVCR2, whose product is annotated as FLVCR heme transporter 2. Lineage: Eukaryota; Metazoa; Chordata; Testudines; Emydidae. Gene Ontology annotation, cellular component: membrane. Gene Ontology annotation, molecular function: heme transmembrane transporter activity; heme binding. Bases 104 to 1804 code for a protein of 566 amino acids. The record is from RefSeq and is a predicted model, not a curated record. Gene Ontology annotation, biological process: transmembrane transport; heme export. The transcript is spliced from 12 exons.
GACAGUUUCAGAGGAGUGAGGGAGAGGGAAGCUGCCGGGCGCGGGCCAGAGACCGGCGACCCCAUAAGGAGCGGGGUGGGGGCAGGCAGGGGCCGGGCACACGAUGCGGGACAGCGCUGCCCAGGGGAUGGGGAGCCCGUGUUGCCCGGCGUUUUCCCCGGGGCCCGUGGUGAGCGGGGGGCCGGAGCCAGGCGAGAAGGGGCUGGUGUAUCAAGAGACGCCUGAGCUCUUGCAGGGGGUGAAGCCGGUGCCUGGGUCAGUGGAAGCCGAGACCCCCAAUGGGCCUGCCCCCGGGGGGCCCCCCGAGGUGCGCCUGUCCCUGCGCCGCUGGGCCGUGGUGCUGCUGUUCAGCUGCUACUCGCUCUGCAAUGCCUUCCAGUGGAUCCAGUACGGCAGCAUCAACAACAUUUUCGUGCACUUCUACGGCGUGAGCACCUUCGACAUCGACUGGCUCUCCAUGUGCUACAUGCUCACCUACAUCCCGCUUCUUUUCCCUGUGGCCUGGCUGCUGGACAAGAGGGGCCUGCGCCUCAUCGCCCUCGCUGGUUCAGCCUUGAACUGUCUAGGUGCCUGGGUGAAGCUGGGCAGCAUGAAGCCGCACCUCUUCCCUGUCACCGUCCUAGGGCAGGUCAUCUGCUCAGUGGCACAGGUCUUCAUUCUGGGCAUGCCCUCGCGCAUCGCCUCCGUCUGGUUCGGGUCCCAUGAGGUCUCUACUGCCUGCUCCAUCGCUGUCUUUGGGAACCAGCUUGGAAUUGCAGUGGGCUUUGUUCUCCCUCCCGUUCUGGUACCCAACUUGGAGGACACAGAACAGCUGGCCUACCACAUCAGCAUCAUGUUCUUCAUUACUGCAGCCGUGGCAACGGUGCUCUUCAUCCUUGUCAUCAUUGUGUUCCAGGAGAAGCCCCCGUUUCCCCCAAGCCGGGCCCAGGCCUUGAUCCAGUUGAAGCCACCUGAGGAAUAUUCCUACGUGCAGUCCAUCCUCAGGCUGCUCCGCAAUACCAAUUUCGUCCUGUUGAUAGUUGCUUAUGGUUUGAACACUGGUUGCUUCUACGCCCUAUCCACUCUGCUGAACCGCAUGGUGAUCCAGCACUAUCCAGGGGAGGAGGUGAAUGCUGGAAGAAUUGGACUCACCAUUGUAGUGUCUGGCAUGGCUGGAGCUCUACUCUCUGGCAUCUGGUUGGAUAAAACCAAAACCUACAAGAAGACAACGCUGGUGGUUUACAUCAUGUCUCUGGGGGGUUUGGUAGCCUAUACCUUCACCCUGAGCCUAGGCCACCUCUGGGUGGUCUUUGUGACCGCAGGCGUGCUGGGAUUCUUCAUGACCGGGUACCUACCGCUGGGUUUUGAGUUUGCGGCAGAGUUAACCUACCCAGAGUCAGAAGGAACGUCUUCAGGCCUCCUUAAUGUAUCGGCACAGGUUUUCGGGAUCAUUUUCACCAUUGCCCAAGGGAAGAUCAUCGAUCGCUUUGGGACGCAGGCGGGAAACCUCUUUCUUUGCUCCUUCCUACUCCUGGGGACUUUCAUAACUGUGUUCAUUAAGGCUGAUCUCCGGAGACAGCGGGCCAAUAUGGACGGUGAACAGACAAGCCCUCAUUUGGGAGGUGUUAAAACAAAGAGAAGGAGGCAUAGCUGCUAUUUCAAUAGGACUCAUCCUCCCCUCCUGUGGAACUGUCAGGCAGACCCAGGAACUAAACCCAUUAAGAACUGGAGGGAUAUGCUGGUGGUGAAGGGUCUUCAAACAUGGAAUAAUUCAGGAGACUCCAGGACAGCAGUCACAUCACGGAUUAUGGAAUGUAGCUUGUAGCCUUAACCCCAUCACUUCCCAUCCCCGCUCAGUAGCUCUCAUACAAAGAAAGCGCUGGAAGAGGUGCCUGGGGACAGCCUUGCUCCUGUGGUCCUUGAUGAAUCAAAGCUGUGAAGGGGCGGGAUGGCAGAGCUGGGAGAGACUGCCUACCACACCCCCCUUCCCAUCUUUGUCACUUGCAGUAUCCUUCUGGUACCCACACGGCAUGGCAUUGGGGGCAGCAUCAGGGCUGGAGUCCAGAAAGCUGCUCAUGGAGCCAUCAGAAGGAACAGAUCAGCCAGGGUUUCUCUCAUCAGUCUGCUUUCACCUCUGUGUCCUGCUGUGGGAGAACCUAUUGCUCAGCAGGAAAGCUUCAUGGAGCCACAAGCCCCAAAUCUGUCUGCUUGGGGCUCAGAGGAGCAGGGGCUGUGAGUCCAAUGCAGCACUCAGUAUUUGGAGCCCACAGUGGCAUUCCUCAAGUGGCCCUCAUCUCCCCUUCCAGAGAAGUAUAUGAUGGGUGGCCAAGUGCAUCCUCUGAAGGAACCUCUUGGUGGAGAGAGAACUAGACAGCAUUUGCUUUGUGACCAGCCCUCCUCUGAGUUGUGACCCUUGCUCUGGAAGUGAUGGGUCUGCCCUGUAUUCAUAGUGACUGGAGCAGGUGGUUCACCUGGCCAUAGUGUGGGGGUGAUGGCUCAGGCCCCCACGCUUCCCCAGGCUCUGCAAAGUGCAUGACAACUGUGGUCAGUUCCCAUUUUUGUACAGGGACCUCCUAGCCCAGCAGAUUUUUAGUCUGUGGACUAAUGUGAUUUUCUAUUUUAAUCAAACUUCCCUGAUGGUUUUUGAAAUUUUGUAGAGUAAAAAUUUGUAAGAGGACUGGGGAAAUACCAAUAUGUGCCCUCGACAGAGCCCAACUGUCAGUCACAAGGCCUGGCGCUGGGGCACGUGUUCAAAGUGCACCAGGGUCUAGCCCACCUUAUACUUGACACCAGCCUUCAGGGCUACUGUGACAACACUACUGAGUUAGACUGUGAGCUCCUUUGGCCAGGGACCACGUCCCCUUCCUUGGCUGGAAAGCACUUUACACAAGCACAAGGUUGGUGCUAUAAAAAUAAUACACAUUUUAUAGGAGCCCUCUGCUGGUACAGACAGGAGGAAUUGUGCUCCCGCUUCCCCUCCUCUCACCCAACUAGCUGUAGGAGGCAGGCUAAGGUUGCUCUAGCACAGGGCAUCCCAAACUUUUUUUCAUAACAAGGAACCACAUCACCUGAGUAUUUUGUGGAUACUCCCCUCCCACUCACCAUCAGCCCCACCAUUUGCUGUUGCCUGCUGCUCCACUCAUGAGCACUGACCUCAUCUCUCUUCCCAGCUGCAAUCAUGUAGUUUGCCUCCCUUUUAUUAUCAAUGCCCCCAUCUCCUCAUUGGGUGAGAGCCACCUAGUAAUUCUAGCAGUCACAUCGAAAAGAUUAGGAAAACAGUGAUAAGUAUUUUGAAGUGUCCUGAAAAAGUUAAUCAUGCUCGCUGCCUUUGCUCUCCAUUUUAUCUCCCCUCCCAUCUGUUUUGUUCCUCUGCCCCUCCCCCCCCCAGCUGCAUGUUUCCUAGCCACCUCGUCCUCCAGGUCCACUGAAUAUAUUUUUGGGCAUCCUAUCUUGCUGGUGGCUGGCAGCUCAGGCCCCUGGCUUGGUGGAAGCAGUUCCUGUUUCCUCUCCUCAGGAGCUGAGGCCUCUAGAAGCAGCAAUUAGGCUGGCAUCUCCUCAUGUCCAUCUACUUCUGCAGGCCUCCAGGUGCCUCUGUUCAAUAAAGAGCCUGGACACAAGGAGAGCUGUCAGCACAUGACUGGUCAUCUCUAAGGACCACUAGAAAAUGCUGUGCAGGCUCUAGUUUUGGAGCCAUUAGACUGAUGCUUGAUAAUGCAGAGUGUGCCCCUGGAGCAGUAUUGUCUUCCCGCUAUCUCUAAGUGGCCUUCCUCCACUGGAUUUCCCUGAUUUAUUAUAAUACAAUUUUGGGGAUUGUGGGAGUGGCUCAGGCCUGUGUGAUCUCAAAAGGCCUUGGGAAAAUAUUCACUGGAUUCCUUGUCUUUUUAAAUAUAAUUUGUAUUUAAUA